This is a messenger RNA of Drosophila innubila, 2963 nucleotides long. RefSeq names its product ubiquitin-conjugating enzyme E2 Q2. Gene Ontology annotation, molecular function: ubiquitin conjugating enzyme activity. The record is from RefSeq and is a predicted model, not a curated record. The transcript is spliced from 9 exons. Lineage: Eukaryota; Metazoa; Arthropoda; Insecta; Diptera; Drosophilidae. Bases 1278 to 2471 code for a protein of 397 amino acids. Gene Ontology annotation, cellular component: nucleus. Gene Ontology annotation, biological process: protein polyubiquitination.
GCAGCCGUUCGGUCGGGUGGCAGCAUUUAGGCCAUGUGGCAACGCUGUGUACACUAUUCCGGAGACUUUUACACGCCUACGUGAUUGCAAAAGAUUCGGGAGCAUAUUUUAGUUAAAAUCAUUUAAAUUUAUUAUGUGCGCAUUUGCGAUAACUUUUAUAAAACUCAGAGCUCCCAAUAAAAGCAUGGAGCUAUAAACAACAAGAACAAUAACAACAAAAAAGGCAAUUCGCGUCUGCACAAAUACAAGUACAACAAAAAACAACGACACACAAAAGCCAUUGCCACAAAAAAUAUGGCGAAGGCGAAUUAGUGCAAUCUUGCAAACUUUCAUAUAUACAUACAUACAAACAUGCAAACAUAAUAAAAUAUAUUGUGCACAGAGUGAAAUCAUUAAAAGGACCCAACAGGAGAGAGUGAGAGGGAACGAGACAGAGAGAGAAAGAGGACAUUGCUCAAAGUCAAAGCACUAGCCAAAUAAGCAAAUCGCAACAACAACAAAACCGAACGACGCGACGCGACGUCACAAAGCGAAAGGCAGCAAAGCAAAGAGAGCAAACGCGUCGUCGUUGUCACUGCAAAAGCUGAGCGUAUGCUGUGUGUGGUGGGCGCUCAAAAACUAUGCGCUUUGGUUGAGGAGUGAAGUAAAGUGAAGUGCAGCAAAAGCAAAACAACAACAAGCAACAACAUCAGCAAGGAGAACAACGGCAAACAGCCAAUCGGAAAUAUAAAGAAAAGAACGAACGACGAACGUGUGCUUGGGCUAUUAAUGAUGGCGUUGAUAAUGAUGAAGUUUUUGUUGCUGCCAGCUAAUGCGCUCUUGAUGACAAUCUACCUCCAACAAUAAUAACAUAAGCAAAAUUCAUAAGAAUAGCUGUAACAACAAGAAAACAAAAACGCCACCUAUUGUCGAGCAUACGUACACACAACAAGAUUGCGAAAGAGAGUGCAAAGGAACAAGAGUGAGACAGUGACAGAAAAGAAGCCACAUGCCACAACAAAAAUAAAGCGAAUAAGAAUAAACACAAAUACAAUAAUAACAACAACAAAAGCAAUAAUAAAUACAACGAGACGCCGAGACGCUUACAUUGUGCAUUGCCGCAUAUGUGUGUGUCUGUUUCUGUGUAGGUGUCUUAGUGGUGUCUUAGCUUGCGGUGCUGCUUCCCCUUCUGCCCCCUGCCACCACCCGCAUCCCUCACAAGACAAACGGACAACUGCUCCGGUGGGAGGCGAAUCCGUGACUGACUAUUGUCGUCACGUUGCCUUGCCCGCCACAAUAUGGCGUGCCUUAACACACUGAAGCAAGAAAUCAAAACACUGGAGAAAAUCUUUCCGAAGAAUCACGAACGCUUUCAGAUACUCAAUUCCAGCGUAGACGAACUUCUGUGCAGGUUCAUCGAUAAGAAUGGCAAGCGUUAUGACAUACAUGCGAACAUAACGGAAACGUAUCCAUCAUCGCCACCAGUUUGGUUUGCCGAGAGCGAGGAGACGAGCGUUACAAAUGCCGUACAAAUCCUUAGCAACACAAAUGGCCGUGAUAAUCACGUGAUUAAUCAGGUUGGCAUAUUGCUACGUGAGCUAUGCCGUUUACACAAUGUUCCACUGCCACCCGAUAUUGAUAAUUUAACGCUGCCGCUGCAAACACCGCCACCCUCCGCAUCCCCUCUCCGCUUGGAUCGUUCAGGCGGCGGCUGCGGAGGCGGUGGACCGGGUCCACAUGGUAACGAGGAGACCGAUUCCGAUCAGGAUGAAAUUGAGGAUCCCAUCGGUGAGAGCGAACAGGAGAGUGAAGGCGAUGAGGAUUUACCACUGGAAAUGGACGAUGUACGGAGUACAAACAAAAAAGAUGACAUGGAGGUGGAACAUUUAGCGACUUUAGAAAGACUGCGUCAAAGUCAAAGACAAGACUAUUUAAAAGGUUCAGUUUCUGGUUCCGUGCAGGCAACAGAUCGUCUGAUGAAAGAACUACGUGAUAUUUAUCGGUCCGAUGCGUUCAAGAAGAAGAUGUACUCGAUUGAGCUCGUCAACGAUUCCAUUUACGAGUGGAAUAUACGCCUCAAGUCUGUGGAUCCGGAUAGUCCGUUACACAGCGAUCUGUUGCAGCUCAAAGAGAAGGAGGGCAAGGAUAGCAUACUGCUCAAUAUAUUAUUCAAGGAGACGUAUCCCUUUGAGCCCCCCUUUGUGCGUGUCGUUCAUCCAAUCAUCUCAGGUGGCUAUGUUCUCAUUGGCGGCGCCAUUUGCAUGGAGCUGUUGACCAAACAGGGCUGGAGUUCCGCCUACACAGUUGAGGCUGUCAUCAUGCAAAUAGCUGCAACUCUGGUCAAGGGCAAGGCGCGCAUACAAUUUGGUGCUACCAAGCAGGCGCUCUCCCAGGGACAAUACAGUUUAGCACGGGCCCAGCAAAGCUUCAAGUCUCUGGUGCAGAUUCAUGAGAAGAAUGGUUGGUUUACGCCGCCCAAGGAGGAUGGCUAAGAUUGGUUCCGGUUUUGUUGUUUUUAUGGACGUUUGCCAAAUGUCGCCGCUCAUCCAAUCAAAAAAAAAAAAAAAACAGAAAAAACAAAAAAAAAACCAUUUUCAACAAUAAAAAAAAAACCAGACACUUGGCUAGCUACGUAUUCAUCAGAGAGCAACAACAGUAGAGGCAGAAGAUGCAACGGAAAUGGAAAUAGUAGGAAAGGAGGAAGCAACAGCAGCAAAUCGAACCCGCCAUUCAUAAUUAAUUUACAUAAUUAACGUUGCAAUUGUUUACGUUAAGUUCUGUAAUUUGUGUAUAAUUGAUAAAUAUAAUGAGGAAUAAUGCUUAUAUAUAACAAACACACUCAUAAAUACAUACACGCAUGCACACCCACAUACAUAAACACACCCACAUACAUACCGACAAAAUACGAGCAUAUUAUGAAAAUAAGUCGCAACUAAGAUUGUAAUUAUCGUUUAUGUUACGUUAUGCUUUAUAUAUACUGAAAA